This is a messenger RNA of Pelmatolapia mariae (spotted tilapia), 5713 nucleotides long. RefSeq names its product solute carrier family 5 member 3b (gene slc5a3b). Gene Ontology annotation, cellular component: plasma membrane. The record is from RefSeq and is a predicted model, not a curated record. Gene Ontology annotation, molecular function: D-glucose:sodium symporter activity. The transcript has 2 exons. Bases 1887 to 4022 code for a protein of 711 amino acids. Gene Ontology annotation, biological process: transmembrane transport; inositol metabolic process; myo-inositol transport. NCBI's taxonomy places the organism in Eukaryota, Metazoa, Chordata, Actinopteri, Cichliformes, Cichlidae.
GUUUUUUUGUCAGCAGAACCGGUGAGUGUGUGUGUGGAGGCUGAGCUGUUCUCAAUAAACCAAAAUAUCCGAGCACGUGCCAGCGGGAAGUCCAUUGAGGCUCCUUUUAUUUAAAGCUACGCAAGGUCUCAUUCAAUGGGGUGCCAACUGACUGUUGAGCCACCAGACUCAUGUUUUACAGCUGACGUCAGGCAGGGGGAAAUGACGGGUGUUUUAAAGGGUAAAAAGUGUGAAGGAGUACGCGUAAGAGCCGUCCGUGUGUGUUUGGAAACGCGUCCCGCAUCUCGAGGAUGGCUAAUGACGACGACUGCUAUCUCCUGGAAGAUGCGCAGUUUUUGCAGGCGGAUGAAUGAGUGACUGUUCUAGAAAUUUCCCCCCACCACUUAGGUGCAGUUGGGACUACUUGCCUGACCGUGGUAGACUGGUGUCGCCCUCCUCUCUGUAUUCACAAAGGCACUCUCAGGCUGUCAGGCACAUCUGGCCAUUAAUUAAAGCAGCAUUGUCCUGUACACUAACUAUCCAUUAUACCACUGCUCUCCACGAUGGCGUCAGUCGGCCUUUGCUCCAAAGCCCUUGAUCUCUUAUUGUGUUAUUAGACAUUUAAAGCAGAGGUGGCACAUUUGGUGUCUCCCUGUAGGCUGCUGUGACCGUUGCCAGAGAGCGACAUUCAUUUAAAAUCCGGCUGCGCAAAGUAAGCUGCUCAGCACAAGUUUAGUCCUUAACGACUCCUUAAAUAAAUUGCAGCUUCUGUUUAUCCUCAGGGUUUAUAUAUUUUAUUGUAAUUCAUAUUCCCAAUGUGGUAUUGGCACAUGCCAGGACACGUUUGUCUUGGCGUGCUUCUCUGCUGUCAAGUAACUGCUAUGCACUUGCACAUUAGACCUUCUUAGAUAGGUCUUGGCUUAGAAACAUAAAAAAAACUUUAACUACACGGAUUUAUUAAUGUGUUAUGCAUGUGCUAAAGUCUGCCCCGUGGGAUUAUUUAAACCCAUGAUGUCAGUAUGUGGGAGCAUGCUGAGCGAGUCCCCAUCCUGGCAUACCGGGGUGAUGGUGAUUGAGCUUGACUCUUGCAUUAAAUAAUGAUAUUGCAAAUACAAUUCUGUUUGUCUGCUGAAUGAAUGAAUGCUAUAUUUCAGAGUCAGAGUCUCAUGGGCAGUUUGUGCUGAACACAUGGAGCGCAGGCCUUGAUGAUGAGAUGGUAAAAUGAAAACAAAGGCUUCUUUUACAGAGAGGGAUGGUUAUGCAUAAAGCAUGGUUGUGAAGUCCGAUGCGUGGGGUUAUUUUCUCCCAUGCAUGGCAAGCUGAAACCUCAGGAGGGGCCUGGCAGCCAAGUGUGUGUUUGUAUGUUAGUGUGUGUAUGUGUAUGUGUGUAUGAGACUGACACAAAACAGAUGUGCUCUGACAUCCCCUUGCGUAUUACUUUUUGCUGACACAAGAAUUUUAUUUUAAUCCAUCAGUCUUGUAAUCUUAUGUUCCUGCAGAAUUUGGAAUAUUUAGCAUAUGCAGAAUGCAGUUAGCUAUAAACUUUUAGUGGCUCAACUUUUGGUGCAGUUAAAUGUCCUUCUAAUUUCAGGAGUGGAAUAUGACGAUGCCAGUUUAACAGAUUCAGGAAUUUUAACUCUUGGCUUUUCUAGACCAGAGACGUGCAGCAUCCUCCGCUUAAAAACUAGAACGACCUCAGUGCCAGUGGAUAACCCCAUCCAAGUAGUGUAUUUGACCAGACAGUGGAUCUUAACAACUUCCAUCCAGACAGCAAACCAAAGCACAACAUUUCCAUUCCCUUUUUUUUUUUAAAACAAGUGUAAAAUAGCUAUAUUUCCAUUUUUCUUUGUUUUCUUUUGUUUUUUGAAAGUUUCCUGUAAUACAUUUUUUAACAUAAUCUGUAAAAAAUGGCUGGUGGAAUGGAAGCAGCAGACAUAUCUGUGGUGGCACUGUAUUUCGUCCUGGUGCUAGCCAUCGGGUUUCUUGCCAUGUGGAAAGCCAAUCGCAGCACUGUGAGCGGCUACUUCCUGGCUGGACGCUCCAUGACGUGGAUUGUGAUAGGUGCCUCGCUGUUUGUUAGCAACAUUGGCAGUGAACAUUUCAUUGGCCUGGCUGGGUCAGGAGCAGCAAGUGGCUAUGCUGUAGGAGCGUGGGAAUUUAAUGCACUUCUACUUCUGCAGCUGCUUGGCUGGGUGUUUAUCCCUGUGUAUAUCCACUCGGGAGUCUACACCAUGCCAGAGUACCUAUCAAAACGCUAUGGUGGCAAACGACUCAAGGUUUACUUUGCUUUCUUGUCUGUGCUGCUUUACAUUUUUACCAAACUGUCUGUGGACUUGUAUGCUGGAGCUCUCUUUAUUCAGGAGUCCCUUGGAUGGAAUCUCUAUUUGUCUAUUGUUCUGCUUAUCAGUAUGACUGCUCUGCUCACUGUCACUGGUGGAUUGGUGGCAGUGCUCUACACCGACGCCCUUCAGGCAGUGUUGAUGAUCAGUGGAGCCCUCACCUUAACCAUCAUGAGCCUGAUCAAAGUCGGUGGGCUAGAGGGUGUCAGAACUAAGUACAUGCAGGCAGUUCCUAAUGUUACCGCUAUACUAGCCACUGGAAACUACACAUACUCGCCUUCAUGUCGCAUUGACCCUAAACCAAACUCGCUGCGCAUCCUUCGAGGUCCCCUGGAUGAAGACAUUCCUUGGCCAGGUUUUAUUUUUGGCCAGACGCCUGCAUCUAUUUGGUACUGGUGUGCGGACCAGGUCAUUGUCCAGAGAGUACUGGCAGCAAAAAACAUUGCUCAUGCAAAGGGCUCAACACUCAUGGCUGGAUUUCUCAAAAUCCUGCCCAUGUUUCUAAUAGUCAUUCCAGGAAUGAUAUCCCGCAUCUUGUUUGCAGAUGAGAUUGCCUGCAUCGGGCCGGAGCACUGCAUGGCUGUUUGUGGUUCCCAAGCUGGCUGCUCAAACAUUGCCUACCCGCGUCUGGUCAUGGCGGUGAUGCCUGUGGGACUCAGGGGUCUUAUGAUGGCAGUCAUGAUAGCUGCCCUGAUGAGUGACCUUGACUCGAUCUUCAAUAGCGCAAGCACCAUCUUCACCUUGGACAUCUACCAGACCUUUCGGACGAAGGCAUGCCAACGCGAACUGUUGAUUGUGGGCCGCUUGUUUGUUGUGGUCAUGGUGGUCAUCAGUAUUGCCUGGGUGCCUGUCAUUAUUGAGAUGCAAGGUGGACAGACGUACCUCUACAUCCAGGAAGUUGCUGGCUACCUCACUCCACCAAUUGCUGCCCUUUUCCUUCUAGGUGUAUUCUGGAAGCGAUGUAAUGAGAGAGGUGCAUUCUGGGGAGGCAUGACGGGUUUUACCCUAGGUACCAUACGACUGAUCCUGGCAUUUAUCUACCGCCAGCCUCGCUGUGACCAGCCAGAUAAUAGGCCUGCCUUCGUUGUUCGAAUUCACUACAUGUAUUUUGCUGCUGGGCUGUUCUGGAUUUCAGGGUUGGUGGCAAUUGUGGUCAGUCUCUGUACUUCUCCACCAGAUAAGGAGCAGGUUCGCACCACCACCCUCUGGGGGCUCUACAGCAUUGAACCGACUCCCCCUAAGAACAGAGAGGAAACGUACCGGCUGACUGAGAAGAACCACUUUAAUGGUGACACAAGCCUGCGUAAAGAGCUGCCCCCAGACGUUAAAAAAGAGAGGUGCGUGGACGGGAUGGAUAUCAAACUUCUGGUCCCUUCCACAGACCAUGACCCAGCAACACCAAGUACAGAAACGUCCCCUGCCACCACUCCUGGAGCCCAGAUUGGUAACAGAAAUAUGGAGACAAUCAGAGCUGAGGAAGGCUGCCGCAGUGGUGCGGAGACGAGCAGGUGCAUGCGUUUGCUGGACUGGGUUUGCGGCUAUAAGGGAGAAUCGCAGAGCGCUCAGCAAAAAGGGGCGAAGGAGGACGCGAGAGCUAUCGCAGAGAUGCUGUACGAGCCCCCUCGAGUCAAACUUCUCCUCAACCUGGGCUUGGUCUUAGUCUGCUCUGUGGGCAUCUUCAUGUUUGUUUAUUUUUCACUGUAGUCAAACCCUACACUGAAGUAACAAGGACCGAGUGGGGUGGGAGGUGUCUGGGGCUUUUAGAAAGAGUUGACUUUUCAGAGAUGUAUGAAGCUCUGUCUGUAAUAUUUACAGUUGUAUUUUGUAGCUCUCUAACAGGGAUCUAAGCUUAGUGUAAUCAUUUUUUUAAAUGAUGAAAACUUCUCCACAUUUAAAAAAAAAAACAAAACAAAAAACUAUGACUUCUCUAUGACUCUGAAUCUUAUUUGACACUAGCGUGUCCAUUUUGUACAGCGCUUAUUGUUAAUCCUGCAUUCAAAAUAUCUACUGGGAUUUUUAGAAUUAUUGUACUCUAAGUGAAUUCAAUAUUUGCCUUAUUUGACAUAUGCACUUGUCUUUUUUUGUAUUGUGAAAAUAAAUGUAUUCUGUGAUUUUUUUUAAAAUUUUUUUAAUUUUUUUUUUAUUUUACUCUUGUUCUCAGUGACUGUAGGCUUAGUUGCUGGUGUAGCAUACAUAUAUUGGAUAUUAACAAAUAUCCGUUUAUUUUUAAUUUUUUCUUUUUAUUUGUUUGGUUGAGGGGCCAUUAUGAACUGGAAAAAAAAAAAAGAGUUAAUGCUGCGAAGCAUUGCAUUCGCUGCUGGUAUUGCAUAUUACCAUUAUAUUUAUUGUGGUUGUUAUAUCUGUUUGAUUUAGCCUACUGAAGCUGUUGCAUCUAAAUUUAGUGAAACUUACAGAUAAUAUUUAAUAUUUUAAUAUAUACAUCUUUUGCAGUACAGAGAGAAAAGAGAGAGGAGAAAGAAGCACAAGACUAAUAAUGUUGUUAUUAUCGCUACUAUAAUUUCCCCUUGCAAUGAAUAACGUAAUGUAAAUGGUACAUUUGAAUUGGCUGUUUACUAUGUCGUCACUGAUGACCUAAAUCGGGGCAUAACUGGAGCUGUCCUGCUAUUUUUAUUUUACUACAUUUCCUAGUAGUGUGUUUUCUUCUUUGUUUUCAUUACUUUCAUUGUUAUUUUUAUCUUUCGGUGACUGUAUUGUGUUGAAAGUUUAUGCACUAAUAUUGUAUCGUAACAAAAAGUCACAAGUACCAACAGUCAUGAGUUUAUCCGAUUGUGUUUUUUGUUCUACAUUACUGAAAUGUGUCUCUAUUGCAUUGUGUCCACAUUGUGUACAAUAUACUUCAGGGCUCACUGCAUCACCUACAAUGUACAUUUAUCUGUUGUGUAUCUACUGUGUGUUAAUGUAUUUCUAGUGCACUGCAGUGCUGAAAUGUCAUAUAAUCUUGUUUGAAGUGCAUCUUUUAUAAACCUCCUACCGAAUGUGUCUUAGUGUGCAAUGUUAAAGUGACAAAACAUCGACGAACACAGACUUUAAGUUUUUUUAAGUACUGAAACUUUGUGCAGUAAAUACCACAUUUCUUUCUUUCUUUUUUUUUUUUUAAAGCCAUUUUCAGGAUUUUGUUUUUCUGUCAUGUAGACUGUUUUAGUUAGCAUUAGCAGAUAAUGCUAAGCAGAAAUGAUAUUUCAGACAUUUGUUGACAAAGUAGCACUUUACUGGACGAGCUUACUCGUGACAUUAUUGAGAGUAAUUCAGCCAGGGUGCUUGAAAUCAUUGGCCUUCUAGAUUGUGGUCAUUAUUCCCACAGUGUAACGUGUUCACGCAUCAACACCUCAUCCCCAGAAUACAAAAAUAAACGAAAAGUACUGUGUUUGUAUGUA